Molecule: messenger RNA, 5563 nt
Organism: Vespula pensylvanica (western yellowjacket)
Lineage: Eukaryota; Metazoa; Arthropoda; Insecta; Hymenoptera; Vespidae
Product: serine-rich adhesin for platelets
Exons: 5
Coding region: 259-5247 (1662 amino acids)
Molecular function (GO): serine-type endopeptidase inhibitor activity
Source: RefSeq, a predicted model, not a curated record
AGAGAGAGAGAGAGAGAAAGAGAAAGUCUGUUGAAAUCGCGUGUGUGCGAGAAAGAAAAGACGAAAAACGAAUAGCCAAGGGAAAAAACAAAAAAUCAGAAUUCGUAGGAACGAUGAGGCUACAUAACAUUUCUUUUGCGUUAUUUCGAUGAGAAUAACAUUGUUUAUAUUUCGCCAGAAAUAACAAUAAAAAGGAUCAUUCAUAAAAUUGAAUCGCACGGAGUUAACAUUAAUUUCUUGAAAUUCACAAAGCACAUCAUGUUUUUCAUCGAGAAAGAAGCCGGUCGUUAUACGAUCGAUAUAUCUGUUACUCGAAACUUACGUACUCGUCAAGGGUGGCAGGCUUUAACGGUACUUGUCAUCCUCUUGACAAGCAUUUUUUCGUCGUGCAAGGCUUCGCCACUGUCAAAGGUCACGGCCGGUGGAUUAGAUGACACUGGAAAAUUAUGGGAUCAGCGUAGUAACGCUUCGAAAAACGUGGAUUAUAAAAAGAAUGAAAAUGAGAAUCCAAUAAGACGCGAUUUGCCAGCUUCGCCGGCAGAACUGCUGAAACCCGACAAAUUUCUAUUCUACACGUAUAACGAUCAGGGGAACAUGAUCACGAAGCAAAUGAGUUUACGUGAGAUACAGACUCUAAUCGCAAGUGGAAACGGCGGGCACGUUGCGAUGGAGAUAUAUGAACCUCACAAAUCUGGUGAUCUGUUGAAUGGAGAAAAGAAGGUGAUGGAUGUAGUUGAAAAAGUGCAAAAUGUAUUAAAAAGUGCAUUGGAUAAACCAUCGACCAUGGCCGGCUCGUUAUCGACUAUUCCAGAAUACGCAAACGCCGAAUGGAGUAGCAUUUUACCUGGUAUUCUGACCAAUAGCGAUAUCGAAGCUGAUCCUACAUCGGAAGAACCUAAUUACGUGGAAAUUACGAAACCCGAUUCGCUUAUGCAAGAGAUAUCGGUAACUUCGUUGAAUCGAGAAACUCAAUCGUCCACGUUAAAACCAUCGAUGUUAACUAAUCCAGAAACACCUGAACAAUUGGUCAACGAUGUUAUUUCAACAACCAGCAGCUUCCCAUUAAUAUCGAUUAUUAAUGAAAAUAAUUUUUCGACGAUUAUUAGUUAUGGCGAAACGAAAUCUCCAGAUAAAUAUACUGAGAAACCAAUGAUUCCAGUGCCAAUGAUCACUACCGAAGAAAAACCAUUCACCCAUCAGUUAGAGACGUCAUCAAUCGACGAUUCGACGUAUCAAACAUUGAGUACAAAAUCCACUGUCGAGUUUUCUGACAUCGAUCACUCGCCAAUGGAGAAGAUGAAUAAUGCAACGGUGUUCGAAAAAGUUCCAGUCAAGGUUUGGGACGAAUUGGAACAAAACGUGACUUUUGACGAGUCGAGCAUUAGCCGAGUAACGGAAUAUGUACCGAUUUUGACUAUGUUGGUGGGAUCAACGGUGAACGACUCGCUUGCCCUAGCAACGAACGAAGUGUUGUCAUCCACUGAAAGCGAUAUAACGAAAAAGGUAACGGAAACAAUGUCAUUGGAAACAUCGACUGUAGAAGCAAAUACGAAGAUUGGUCAAUCUGAAAGUGUCACGACGUUAUCGGGAGAUACGAUCACCGACACGGUCACGCCAAUUGUUAUUACGCAUGCACAAACGGAAUCGAGCGAACAUUUAUCUAAAGGUAAUAUCACUACACAAUCUUUCGACGAUAGAAACGUGACAAUUUCUGAAGUAUCAGAAGUAACGACUCCUCCCAUUUUGUCAAUAAUUUCAACGUCGACGUUAUUAUCGAACAAGCCAACAAACGAUGAACGAUUAAACAUUUCACAAUCAUUCAACUUGACAAUGAAUGCGACCGAAGGAAUCGAUUCUUCGACAUCAACGUCGGCACAGCCCAACGAUUACUUCAAUGUUUCAUUAUCAGUAAAUUCAUCUGACGAUACAUCGGAAGGAACAUCCAUUAGUACGAUUACAGAUUCUGCUGGCUUUUCAGAAACAACAGACCUUCCUGUCGCCGUAAUCGUUACGAAGAAUAUUACUUCGAAUCAUGAAACAAACUUGAAGCCUAUUGAUAGUUCAACGUCCGACGUUGAUACAGACAAGUACGAUGAAAAUCCUGAGAGUUUGACGAAUAAGUUACAGUCAAUCGAAACAAACGAGAAAGAAUCUUCGAUCGAAAUGGAAAUUUCCAAAAUAAAUGACAUAUCUACUGUACAACCUACAGUAGCGAGCAAUACGAUGAAUUCGACAUCAACAUCUACUUAUACAACGGAGACCAUUUUUGUUCGGAUCGAUGGUCCGUCCGUUGAUCCUUCUACUUUAUCCAGUAUGAUACCUGAAUCUACUACGGCUACCAAGAUUACCUUUAUCAAUGAUUUAAAAAGCGAUACUUCCACCGAAUCGAAUGUCUAUGUUACGAGUACGACAACAGAAUCCGUAGUAGAAAAGUUAAUGAACGACACGAAGGAGACUUUAAUAACAAAUACAAUUUCGCUACCUGUUCUACCAAUCAAUCAAACAAAUUUCAUUGGUAAUCGCAUUGAAGACUUUGUUAAAAAUAUUUCUUCACCUUCUACGAAUCAACAUACGAUAACGACAACAUCGGUUGUAUUUAACGAACUGGUUACGACUACUGAUUCGAUAAAAAGCAGUGAUAUGAGGACGACUGAUGCAGGAAUUAAGAACACCAUUAUGACCUCACAGAUGGAAACAUCGUAUACAACACCAAUUAGCGAUAUAAUUACAGAUAACGUACAAACUACCGAAAGCUAUUCAAACAGUAAGACUUCUUCGAACUUGAAUCCCGACGUAAACAGUAAGGAACCUUCAUUUGUACGACAUCAAAACGAUCUCAUCGAAUCGUUAAAUUCAAUUACGACGUUGUUACCUUCAGAACAAGAAACUGCAACUGACAAGACGGUCAUGAACGUCACAACAAAAGCGAAUACCACUUUAUUAACUCCAAAUGCAGUACCUGUGGUAAUUCAAGAACAGAUGACGACCUUGAUUGCCGGUGAACAAUCUGUUACGGAAACUUUUUCGAAUAUCCAUGAUUAUGAGCUAAAAAAUCAUACCGGCAUUGAAUCGGAAGCAUCGUUGAAAGCAAACGAAUCUCGUUAUUCCGAUUCAAAGGAAGAUACGCAAAGGUAUUCCACUCCUUAUGUAAAAUUGAAUAUCACUUUUACGAAUGAUUUAUCUUCAGCCGAUGCGAGUAACGUAUCCGUGGACAAUAUGAUUACAACGAAGGUUUCGGAGAAUGCGGAAUCAACGUCGAGUGGUACUACAAUAGAACCGUCACAGGAUUUGCGCGUCCAGACAAACAAAACGAUCGAAGAAUCGAUGGAGAACGUUGCAACGAUAAAUGAAUCAAAUUGGAUGAUAGAUCAAAUAACAGCUAACGUUAGCGCAGAUACAAAAGGUAAUGAUACGAACGGAACAUCCUCAGAGAUAAUAGAUGAUAAUACAAAUGACAGUACGAAGGUACAAGUAGACAAUAACGAAUCAAUUUCUGUAUCUCCGGAUGUUAUCGAAGAAGUAUCCUCGUCGAAAUUAUUGACACCGUCAGUAUCAAUGGCAGCGGAGAACUCAUCGAGUUCGCAAUCGACUUCGAAAAUCAGUUACAAUGAAAAUAUGAAUGCAAGCUAUUCGGAGGAUAAGGAAACAACUGAAAAGUGGUUGUUGAUACCUCAUAAAGUAGUUGCAUCAUCGUCCGUCGAAAAAACUACCGUCUAUCCAACGACUCAAAAGAUCAUACAGGAUAUCGCCCACGCGUCGGAUACACGCUUACCUGCUGUAACGUCGGAAAUAAAAUCAAAUGAAAAUAUACCGUUAGAUUCUCCGGCAAGCGUGACCGCUUUGGAUGUUACCGUGACGAAGACUGAAAGCGACAUCGUUAACUUCUCGAAAAUGUGCAAUAAUUUAGCUUUCGAUUUUUGGAUGGCAGCUAAUAAGGGCCUAAGUACAAACAGAUCCCUGGUUCUUUCGCCUUUCGGUAUGGUCAGUCUACUGGCCAUGAUAUUUUUAGGAGCACGAGGAACCACCUCCGAUCAGAUGAACGAAUUACUUAAGUUGGACGACGUAGCCACAUUUAAUCCACAUUUGGUGUUUCAAAACGUAACCGAUAUGGUGGGAUUGACGAGAGGACAAGGGAUCACAAACGCUGCCUUCGUUCGUGAACUUUUCGUCGAUAGAGCGAGGGUCAGAAAAACGUUGCCAUUUUACAAAGAACAAGCCCAACAGUUUUACGAAGGUCUUGUUGCCGAAGUGAAUUUUGCCACCAUUGGUGACAUCGUUCGGAGACGGACGAACUUACUGGUUAGAAAACAAACGGGCGGUAGGAUCAAGGACUUUAUAAAGGCGAACACGGUACCUCUACGAUCUCCUUUGGCUGCUGUAUCAGCCAAUGUUUUCCAAACUAAUUGCAACUCCAGUUUCGUUAGUUCUGACGGAAGAGACGGCGAGUUAUAUUUUGCCGUGUCACCGGCUAUCAGACAGAGAAAAUUGAUACCUGUGCCAGCUAUAGUCUGGCGAUCGAAUAUACUUGCAGGUUACGAACCUAGUUUAGAUGCUACUGCGGUUGCUCUUGGUAAAGUCGAAAAUCUUGUUACAACGGUAUUCUUAUUGCCUGGACAACAAGGCCAUAUAGCCCCAGGUGAUACUUUGGAUCGUCUUGAACGAAGAUUAAUAGCAAGUGCUUCGCGUGACAAUAAUUGGAACAGGCUUUUGAAAGUAUUACUUCCUAGGAAUAGUUUAGAACUUCAAAUACCUAAAUUUACUCAUAGAUCGGUCGUUAAUGCGACAGCAGCUCUCAGAAGAAUGGGAUUCGAUAGACUGUUCACCGAACAAGCUGAUUUGAAGGGUAUCAAUGGAAUUGGAAAUCACUUACAUCUAUCUGACAUACUACAGAUUAAUUUGUUCGGCACGUGCGGCGAUGAGAAUCCAACAAAUGGAAGACAUCACAUGGAAACGUAUCCAGCGACUCCAAUAAAAAGAGCUCGUCAACAUGAGGAAACUUCGAAUAGAAUGGCUCUGGAUAUACGUGGUCAGUCCAACCUCUUAGAUUACUUAGAAGUAAAUGCUUCGAAGUCGAUGUUCGGUAAGACCGAUAAAAGGAGAAAGCGACAUGCAGAUAAUGCGAAGGUUAUAAUGAGAUCGGAAAGAUCGCGAUUGAAACUCGACAGACCCUUCUUAUAUUUCGUACGUCACAAUCCCACCGGUUUAAUACUUCACAUGGGAAGAUUUAAUCCAAGACUUUUGCCCUAGCUCGUCUACAAUAUCGUUCAUGGAAAUACGACAUUUAACUUGAUCGAACACCAUCGUUAUGUAGUGUCAUUAUCGUAUAUGUUGGUUUUCGAUCGACACGUCGAAUAUUUUAUAUUGUUAAUUUGUUUAGAUCCGACAAUGCUUAAAAGCAACUCGAUGUAUAUUAUAGUAAAAAAAAAUUAGGUAUUAUGAAAAAGAAGUUAGUCAAAUGCAAUAAUAUAGAUUGCGACUUCGCCAUCAUUCGUAACUAUUAAAAAAUAAUUUUAUAAAAUAUGCAGUUUCUUUGUGGUGCAAAUAAAAUAAUAAUAAUAAUAAU